CAGAGACGGAAACUGCGACCAAAGGAUCCAGCAAAAAAAGAGAGAGAGGGAGAUUGGGAAGAGAGAGAGAGAGAGAGAGACAGGGGGCAAAACAGGGAGGAACCCAGCGUAACUUUGAGUGCGAGGAUUGCGAAAGGUGUUCCUUAUGCUUUUGACUGAAUGCUCUUCGCAAGAUGUGGAAAGCAGCUGCAGGUCGGACUAUUUCUGUAACAGCAUUGGAUGAUGGCGAUGACUGGGACACUGACCCUGACUUUGUGAAUGACCUGUCUGAGAAAGAGCAGCGAUGGGGUGCCAAGUCGGUGCAGGGAUCUGGACACCAGGCCCACAUUAACUUGCAUGAACUGAGGGAAAAUGUCUCACAAGAGCAUAAAUCGCUCAAACAGAAAGAACUAGCAGACGGGCCUAACGCUUCUCAUGGAUACGGAGGGAAAUUUGGGGUCCAAGAUGAUCGUAUGGAUAAGUCAGCUGUUGGACACGAGUACGUUGCUAAACUCUCCAAACACUGCUCUCAGACAGACUCCGUUAAAGGAUUCGGUGGAAAGUUUGGUGUACAGAAGGACAGGGUAGAUAAGUCUGCUGUGGGCUUUGAGUAUGAAGGCAAGACUGCCAAACACGCAUCACAGAAAGACUACAGUACUGGUUUUGGGGGGAAGUAUGGAGUUCAAGCUGAUCGAGUGGACAAGAGUGCCCUAGGCUUCGAUUACCAGAGCAAAACUGAGAUUCACGAAUCACAGCGAGAUUAUUCUAAAGGAUUUGGUGGCAAGUAUGGAGUGGAAAAGGAUAAAGUGGACAAGAGCGCUGUUGGCUUUGAAUACCAAGGGAAAACUGAGAAGCACGAAUCGCAAAAAGAUUACGUCAAAGGCUUCGGAGGAAAGUUUGGUGUCCAGACGGAUCGACAGGACAAGAACGCCUUGGGUUGGGACCACCAAGAGACCACGCAAUUGCACGAAUCUCAGAAAGACUAUAAGAGAGGUUUCGGCGGGAAAUAUGGUGUUGAGACAGAGAAGCAGGACAAAUCUGCGGUGGGGUUCGAUUACAAGGAAAAGCUGUCCAAGCACGAGUCUCAACAAGAUUACUCGAGGGGAUUUGGUGGCAAGUAUGGGGUUCAGAAAGACCGGAUGGACAAGAGUGCCGCGUCCUUUGAUGAUAUUGAACGGCUGUCACCAGCUUAUCAGAAAACUAAGCCAGUGGAAGCUGCCAACACCAGUGCGAGCAGCAUCCGGUCCAAGUUCGAGAACAUAGCCAAAGCUAAGGAGGAGGAGGAUAGGAAGAAGGCUGGAGAGGAGCGAGCCCGGCGCCUCGCCUGUGAGAGGAAGGAACAGGAAGAAGCCAAGAGGAAAUUGGAGGAACAAGAAUCGGCAAGGAAGCAAUCUCCAGUGUCCACUCCUGCACCUCCUCCUCCAGCCGCAUCUCGGGCACCUGAAGCCACUCCAGCUCCUGCUCCUGCACCUGUUGAGGAACAAAGGGUGCCCAGCCCUGUUUAUGGGGAGUCAUUAAAGCCAGAAGAGGAGAAUAAUGAGGAGAGGCAAUAUUGUGGAAUCCACAAUGCAGAGCCCCAGCCUGACACAGAUGAACCUCAGUACCAGGAAGCAAUAUACGAACAGGAUGCAGUGUACCAGAUGCCUGAUGAAAGUCAGAUGGACCAACAAGAUGAGCCCACCUAUGCAGAGUAUGGGAAUGAGUAUGGAAUAACAGCAGUGGCUCUGUAUGACUACCAAGCCGCUGGCGACGACGAAAUUUCUUUUGACCCAGAUGACAUGAUUACCAACAUUGAAAUGAUUGAUGAAGGAUGGUGGCGAGGUGAAUGCAGAGGCAGAUAUGGUCUCUUCCCUGCAAACUACGUUGAAUUGAAACAGUGAAGUACUCGACCUGCUGGUUCUCGUAGAGUGUGCAAUUCCAAUUCGAUGCAGCAUGAAUUGUGUUCGGUAUUGGGAAUAAAGUUUUUUUUCUUUUUCUCUCUCGAGAGUUGCAAUUAUGCAUUGCAUAAUAACCAGUCUUUAAAAGCGCCAGGGAAAGGAGCUUCGGGUUAAUGUUUGACAUGCCUUUGAAAAUGGGAGCAUUACUGAGCUAUUGCUUACACAGAAGUUAAACGCACUUUCUAAUCAAGGGCAGCACCUACCAGUAGUACCAUUCAUAUUGGAAGAGCUGAUGAAAUCAAACGGUGCUUACUACAGAUUAAGGCCAAAUGCUUCUUGUUGACCAAGUUAAAUUUUUAACUGAAAUGGAUAUGGUUGUUUAUCAUUGCCCAGUUUAAUCCUUAGUUUUAGCCUUGUGUUUAACUUGAAGUACAGUUAUUUUUCCACUUGCUAAUAGUGAAAGCAUUGAAUUCAUAUUUUCUUUUAGUUUUUACUUCCUUGCCGCUGGAGCCUUGUUUUCUGCUUAGAACCAUGUUCUCUGAAUCGGAAGUGGGUUUGGGUUUUGUAAUAAAAGUUGCCUUUUUCAAUACUGUUCAUCAAGAAUUAAACUGGUUUUAUUGCACUA
Pristis pectinata (smalltooth sawfish) is the source of this 2481-nucleotide messenger RNA. RefSeq names its product src substrate cortactin-like. Gene Ontology annotation, cellular component: site of polarized growth; focal adhesion; plasma membrane. The record is from RefSeq and is a predicted model, not a curated record. The transcript is spliced from 18 exons. NCBI's taxonomy places the organism in Eukaryota, Metazoa, Chordata, Chondrichthyes, Rhinopristiformes, Pristidae. Gene Ontology annotation, biological process: regulation of actin filament polymerization. Gene Ontology annotation, molecular function: actin filament binding. The coding region runs from base 174 to 1859 and encodes 561 amino acids.